CUCGGUGGAUGGAACCAGCGCACUGAGCAUCAGCUGACGAGAUAAAGCAAACAAACAUGGUGAAGAUAUCUUUCCAGACAGUUUCGGCGCAGAAGCCUGAAAAAGAGAUCGAUGAAGACAAGAUCAUUAUACCCCAGGCUCACGGGCAGCUGGUUCUUCCCGUCAGGCACAAGAAGCCGUUUCCAACCGGCCUGUGCUGCCUCACCUUCGGCCUGGUGGUCUUCAUGUCAGGGCUGGUGCUGUCCUCCAUCUACGUCUAUCGCUACUACUUCAUACCUCAGCAGAUCCCAGAAGACAGCUUGUUCCACUGCCGGGUGGUCUACGAGGACUCGGUGUACGCUCCUCUGAGGGGGCGACAGGAACUGGAGGAGAACGUUGGCAUCUACUUUGACGACAACUACGAGCAGAUCAGUGUCCCCGUGCCGCACUUUGGAGGCAGCGACCCCGCCGACAUCAUCCACGACUUCCAGAGGGGCCUCACGGCUUAUUACGACAUCGCCCUGGACAAAUGCUACAUCACGGAGCUCAACACAACCCUGGUGAUGCCUCCACGCAGCCUGUGGGAGCUGCUCGUCAACGUCAAGAGAGGGACGUACCUUCCUCAGACUUACAUCAUCCAGGAGGAGAUGAUGGUGACCGGGAGGGUGAGGAACAUGAGGCAGCUGGGCCCCUUCAUCCACAGACUCUGCUAUGGCAAAGAAACCUACCGCCUGAGGCGCCGCAGUCAGCACAGACGUAUUGAGAGGCGCGAUGCGAAGAGGUGCCACAGCAUUCGCCACUUCGAGAACACCUUUGUGGUUGAGACCGUCAUCUGCGACCGGUUCUGAAUCUGAAGGGGGAAAUAACAGCCCUCCAACUCUGAAGCCAUACCUCUUGAAUUCUUUAGGCUUGUACCUGCACUUUAAGAGCAAGUGUUUGUCCAACAGUUUGACUUUCUGUGUUUUUGUCUCGAGUUUGGAAAUGCUUUUUUUUUAUCGUCCAACGUCUUUUUAUAUUCACGGUCUGUGUCCUCGGAUGACGUCAUACACGUGUUAGGAUAUAUCUGUAGCUUGUCGAGCGGUAUACGAUGUUAAUGUGUGUCAGUUUGUUACAUCAGACUAAGACAUGAUGGGAUUUAUUUUAGGAAUGUCCUUAUUGUUAUCUGGUAACCCAGUGCACUGUGGGUAAUGGAACGGAUAUAUUGAAGCUGCUUGCAUGGUGCACUCAUGUUAAUAUCGGUUUCUUUCUUUCUUUGUCGUUUUUUGUUUUGAAUGUCAUGAAAAGGCGAAACAUACCUCAUGUACAUUAGACGUUUCUUUGCUGGUUUGUAUCAUUAGUGAAGGAUGUAUAUAACUUUGAUUGUUCCUAAGCAAUAUAUAUAUAUACUGUACAUUGAUUUUCUUCUGGAGCUCAUAUACAUGCAUAGACUUUUAUCUGAAAUCCACUUGUUUUGUCUCUUUAUUUAUUCCUUUGGUAUCACACUUGACUACUCCGUGGAUAUAAUGGCUUUAGACUGUAAUUAGUAGCAGUGCUUCAGAGGGACAGAAGGAACCAAAGUCUGCUGUCAGAGAUGCUUCGUGUUAAGGAUAUAUGAAAUAUUUAGAAAGAGUGCUUUUUUGUCUAGAUCACUUACUGUAGAUGAUAUCGAAGGCUAAAGCGUUGUCCUGCUCUUCCUCCUCUUAACUUGGAUUGUGCCUGUUGUCUCCAGUCCGUCCUUUUCUGGCAUUCUGAUCUCUACAAUGUAAAACUUGGAGCGAAUAAGCCGGGACAUGUGCUCCUAUUUCACUUUCCUGGAUACUUUUAUUUCACUGUACAGUCGAUUCUUCUUGUAAUAUCUUUGCUGCUUUACGAAUAAAUUAUCAAACUUU
This is a messenger RNA of Pseudoliparis swirei, 1847 nucleotides long. RefSeq names its product integral membrane protein 2Cb (gene itm2cb). Gene Ontology annotation, molecular function: amyloid-beta binding. Gene Ontology annotation, biological process: negative regulation of amyloid precursor protein biosynthetic process. The record is from RefSeq and is a predicted model, not a curated record. Gene Ontology annotation, cellular component: Golgi apparatus; plasma membrane; extracellular exosome. The transcript has 6 exons. The coding region runs from base 57 to 827 and encodes 256 amino acids. NCBI's taxonomy places the organism in Eukaryota, Metazoa, Chordata, Actinopteri, Perciformes, Liparidae.